AUCUCUCUUCUACAAACUUGAGGUUCCGACUGGGUAUUGAGAGCGGAAGAGAAAAUGGCAGCUCUCAUGGCUUCCCAAACUUCCAUCUCUACCUUGUCUGGUAACCCUUACCCUCGCCUACCCAAGCGAACGGAUUCUUCCAACCGUGUAAUCCUCUCUCUUUUUGCAUCUCCUAAACCUCCUGUCGGUCUAGUACUCCACCGAACCAAACACGACGUUCUUCGCUCGACCUCAAGACUUACAGUUUGCGCCUCCUCUGCUGCUCCCGUCCUUCCCACCGACCCGUCGGUGGAACCCUCGAAUGCUACUCCCUCAACCCUUGUAUAUGAUUCGACCCGGACUAUCACGAACGUCAUCGCCGUGGCUUUGACGCUAUCCAAGUUAUUCGCAGAGGCAAUUCGAGGGUUCGCUCUAAAGCUGAGGCAAAUUUGCUUGACCCCAUCUCCUGAAGAGAUGGCCACAAUUCAGACCAUCCAAGAGAGCUUGGUUUGCACGGUGGGACCCUUGUUCUUCGCUGCUCUCCGUGAUCGCCCUAGUGGGUACUUGAACACGCCUCUUACCGUCGUCGCUUCAGGCAUGGCGAAGUGGCUUGACAUCUACAGUGGAGUACUGAUGGUUCGGGUGUUGCUUAGUUGGUUCCCCAACAUUCCAUGGGACCGCCAGCCUUUAUCGGCCAUCAGAGACCUAUGCGAUCCCUACUUGAAUCUGUUUCGGAAUAUAAUCCCGCCGAUUUUUGAUGCCCUGGAUGUCAGCCCUCUGCUAGCAUUUGCCGUAUUGGGGACUCUUGGUUCGAUUCUGAACAACAGUCGGGGAACUUAUUGAGGAUGAAGAUUACUGAGCAACCAUUAUUAUUAUUUUGUAUCAGUGUAGUUCGGGAAAGGGUGAGAUUACUACAAUUUUGUAGGCAGAUCUUAUGUUUUUCUAGUUUGGAGAUUCUAUUAUAUCAUCUUCUUCGUAUGAUAAAAGACUGGUUUGGAUACUUGUCUGUUUGGGAGUAUCAUGGCUGAAAUGUUAUAUGUUUCAUUUCCUUUCUUAUGUAUAUGAUGCCUGGUGAUUCAAACUGUUAA
Molecule: messenger RNA, 1067 nt
Organism: Nelumbo nucifera (sacred lotus)
Lineage: Eukaryota; Viridiplantae; Streptophyta; Magnoliopsida; Proteales; Nelumbonaceae
Product: ylmG homolog protein 1-2, chloroplastic-like
Biological process (GO): chloroplast fission
Cellular component (GO): chloroplast; membrane
Source: RefSeq, a predicted model, not a curated record